Messenger RNA from Cutaneotrichosporon oleaginosum, 1561 nucleotides. RefSeq lists its product as uncharacterized. Gene Ontology annotation, cellular component: nucleus. The record is from RefSeq and is a predicted model, not a curated record. Gene Ontology annotation, biological process: regulation of DNA-templated transcription. NCBI's taxonomy places the organism in Eukaryota, Fungi, Basidiomycota, Tremellomycetes, Trichosporonales, Trichosporonaceae.
CCUCCGGCGCUUCGUUCAUCCCCUUCCCUCAUCUCCUCCUCGACAUCCACAUCAACGUCGUUUCUCCUCCAGACUCUCAGACAUCUGACAAGUUCUAGCCUCAAGCUCGCUUUAUCCCAAUGCCUCCGAAAGCCGCCGCUGCGGCAGCAGCUCCUGCCGCCCUCGCCGCGGGUUCUCCACCUCCACCGGAGCCCAAAGCCAAUGAUGCCAACGACAUCCUUGUCAUCCAGGACCUGAUGGACACGAUCGACCAGAUUCCUAUCGAGCUCACUCGGGUGCACUCUGACCUCAACGAGCUCGGCGCUGUAUUGUACGCCACGCUGUGUAACCUCGAGACCAAGUUGCAUCAGCUCAUCAACUGGAUUCAGGACCCUACCAUCCAGCCCGAGCGCCGCUUCCAGCUCUUGCAGGAGAUCGCUGAGGAGGCCGCUAGAUACAAGCUGGGCGGCGAUGACAAGAUUCGCGUCGCGGGCGGCGCGUGUGAUGGAAUUAUGGGCCACCAGCGGCAUAUCUCUGAGCUACUCAACGCGUCCACGCUCUUAAUCAAGGACCCGCCGUCCCCGUACACCGCGGCCAUGACAUUGGUCCCUAUUCCGGCCCCCGCCGCCACCCGUCGCGGAGCGCGAACCACAGGCUCGCCAUUCAAUGACCGUGGCACGCCGACCAAGAAGAAGCGCAGUCGCAAAGACCAGCUGGGCAAGGACGACGACGAUGCCUCAUCCGUUAACGGCGACAAGAAGAAGGCUCCAGUGAAGAGGAAGAAGCAGCCGCGUGGGGUGUCGCCAUCUGAGUCCAUUGCUUCAACUGCAGCGUACGGCAAGGAUACCGGACCCAAGACUGCCCGUCAGAUCGCUGCCGCAGCAGCCAAGGCGAGCGCAGCAGCUAAGCAGCAGCGUCAGGCCGAUGACUCGGACGACGAUACGGGCGACGAGGAGCCGCGCGGCGGGCGGAAGAGCACGGCGAUGGUCGUUAGCGCCUCCAACGACAGCCUUGCCCCGACCGGGGCCCUCGGCAUCGACAUCGGCAAGAGUCGCGAGGGCUCCGCGGGCAAGAGCGGCGGCGUAACGCCCAGUGGGAGCGGGACGAAGAGCGCCAAACGCGGACAGAAGCGUGGGCACGGCGAAGAUGACGAGGAGGAGGAUGAGGAGGACGGAGACGCGCCUCCCACAAAGCGCACCACCGCGAAGAAGGUUGCAGUGACAACGGCGGCGGGUGCGGGUUACGACAGCGCCGAUCUUGGUGACGACGGCGCAGUCGACGACAAUCUCGACUCCAAGGUCUACUGCACAUGUCGCCAGGUGUCCUUCGGCGAGAUGAUUGGGUGUGAUGACGACGACUGCGAGAUUGAAUGGUAUCACGUCGCGUGUCUCAACCUCGACAAGGCGCCGGAGGGCAACUGGAUCUGCCCGCAAUGCCUCGAGCGGCGAAAGCGUAACCCGAAGGCGAAGAAGCCGUCGAAGCCCGCCAAGCGUCGUUGAGCAGUGCGCCGGCUCGACCAGAGGGACAAUCACCAUUCCCCUCACUGUACCGUUUUACACUUUGUAUGCAUAGAUUGUGACAG